UAAAGCAGAUCUAUAGAGCAGAGCUGACCUGGAACCAAGAAACUUACUCUGACUUUAGUCAUGUUUUAUAUAAGCCUAGGUAACUCAAGCAGGCCCUUUAGCAUGACCUAGUGGCAUGUGCAGUAAGAGUACAGCUGUCUGGGGUCAGAGGAAGUAGUUUUAUGAAUAUGCUGGUGUCGAGAUUGUAGAUAUGGAGACAGUGGGAUUAGAUGGGAUUAGAGGGUCUGUAUAAGAGAAAUCGCUCUCAGCUUCAGCAGGUGUUUGGCUGCUGGUCAACCAGGUCUACAGACUUCUUGGAUUUUUGAUUGUGUGCCAGAGCCACCAUGUCUGCUGCUGUGUUAGUGGCUGGUAUAUUGGGCCUUCUGCUGGGGACGGCCAUGCCUAUGUGCACACCCACUGAAUAUACCCUCUACAUUGAGAAGCCAGAGUGUGACUACUGUGUGGCUAUCAACACCACCAUAUGCAUGGGCUUCUGUUUUUCCAGGGACAGCAAUAUGAAGGAGCUGGUGGGGCCUCGCUUUCUGAUCCAGAGGAGCUGUACUUAUCAGGAGGUGGAGUACCACACAGCUGCUCUCCCCGGCUGCCCCCCGCACGCUGAUCCUCACUUCACCUACCCUGUGGCUCUCAGCUGCCACUGCAGCAUGUGUAACACACGCAGCGAUGAGUGUGCCCACAAAAGCAGCGGAUCCGGCGCUAGGUGUUCCAAACCGGUCAGACAUUUGUACUCCUAUCCUAUAGAGAGUGACCUCAUCCAACCUGGGUGGCUUCAGCUGUUGAAGUGACACCUUUUAGUACAGCUCAUGCCGUAAAUUCUGUCAGACUGGACACCCAAAGUAUUGAUUUGUGUUUUGACCUGAUCUGUUCAUGUAAUAAAAGCCACACAUGUAGUAAAAACAUGACACACUGUCAUGAUUGGAGUAGUUGUUUUGUUGGGUCUGGAGCUACUGGGAAUUUAUGUACUCUAAUACUCCAUAACAAGCCUGUUAUAUCCAUGAAUGUGGUCAUCCUGACAACCUUGACAGGUGCGUGCUACUCUUAAGGCCGGAAGUUACCAUAAGGCAUGAGUCAUUGUCUCCACAUCAUUCUGCCCUCCUGCAUGUACUGUGUUUUGCAUAGUGGUGGAACAAUAGACAACAUGGUUGCCCAUCAACAGUGGAUGACAUUCAUGAGCACUUGUUACUCAAGUAAAGUGAACUGGGACAAGGUUACUAUGCUGAACCUACUAAUUAAUCCUGCUGUGUGACAGAACACUUCACAUCUGACCUGGUAUGUUUUAAAAUGUGUAGUAGACUCUGAAGAGGGGUUCUUUAGUAAAGGCAAUGGUUUAUACCAUCGCUGUUACAAAGAAAAUCUAAUAUCUCCAAAUUGGUAAUUUUCCUUACAGAUAAGGAAAAGACAUUCUUAACUUAUAAAGGAAGUCAAUGUAACAAGAUUUUUUUUUCAAGUAAUUUUUGACUGCCCAUUCAUUCAUCAUAAAAUUUUAACACAAUGCAAAGAGUAACUGGAGUUUUCAAAUUAUGGAACAAAGAAAAAACAACAAAAAAACGAGAUACAAGGCUUACAGCUUACUGUUCUUUUUACAUAUACCAA
Colossoma macropomum (tambaqui) is the source of this 1590-nucleotide messenger RNA. It is a transcript of the gene tshba, whose product is annotated as thyroid stimulating hormone subunit beta a. Gene Ontology annotation, cellular component: cytoplasm; extracellular region. Gene Ontology annotation, molecular function: hormone activity. Bases 324 to 782 code for a protein of 152 amino acids. NCBI's taxonomy places the organism in Eukaryota, Metazoa, Chordata, Actinopteri, Characiformes, Serrasalmidae. The transcript has 3 exons. Gene Ontology annotation, biological process: G protein-coupled receptor signaling pathway. The record is from RefSeq and is a predicted model, not a curated record.